Zootermopsis nevadensis is the source of this 3863-nucleotide messenger RNA. RefSeq names its product paxillin (gene Pax). Lineage: Eukaryota; Metazoa; Arthropoda; Insecta; Blattodea; Termopsidae. The record is from RefSeq and is a predicted model, not a curated record.
UAAAAGUGUAUGGAUAGGUAUUAACGUGAAAGAUUUUUAUGUCGGUGUUGUGUUGAGUAGUUUUGGUAUAUAUUGUAUCAUACGCAAAGCGUCUUGUUUGGAGCUUAUAACUGAUACUCUCAGAAAAUCAGCUGCAGUUUUCAUAGACGUUCAGAUAUAAAGAAAUUUGUUACUUUAUAGCACGUCUGUGAUCUCAUAUAAUUCACACAACGAUUAAGCGAAGCAGAGAAUUUUUAUUUAUACUGCAGUUAUUACUAAAUAACUGGAGUGAAGAUUCUGUGAUCAGAUCUAAUUCUGUGAGGCGUUUUAAUUUCUCACACGCUGCCACUCGAAGCGAAGAACAAUGGAAUCCCAGGAAGAGUGUUUUGUCAUUGAUGAUUUAAACCGAGCUGGUGACGCCGUGUCGGGUCUAUAUGGUGAAACAUGUGAUUCUUUCGAUUCUGAACUUCAUCUGGUGUCAGUGGACAACAUGCUUAGUCUAGAUGCAUUACUCGCAGAUCUCCAGAACACGAUAUCCCCAACCAAUGGGUUGACGUCACCCGGUAGUGGGUCCGGUUCUGGAUAUGGAUCGCUGAAUGGCACCCGGGGACGAGAUCCUGUAGGAUAUGGAGGAGAUUAUGGCACAACAAGGAGCGUCACCUCGGAGCGGUAUGAGACGCGGCACUCCCAGGGUCCGGUGUCGCCCACUUACCAAAAUCAGAGAGUGAUCCAGGAAACAGUUACAACUACAAAGACAGCAUAUCCACAGAGUCCACCAGGAAAGAUGGCCUCCUUAAAUAAUAAUCUAUCUGAACUAGAUACAUUAUUGCAGGACCUGAGUAAUGCUCAUUACGCUGGCUAUGUAGAGAGGAGAGAUGUUAGCCUUGUAAAUGGCUCCCCUACUGCAGCAAUGGUCACAAAGUCAAGUCAUGAAUCUAGGGUACGGCCUUCUGUGGACAGUUUGCUGGAUGAGCUUAAUACAGCUGUUCCCAAUGGGGAAGUGGGCGACGGUCGUCAUGUGACUCGAACAAUCGCAGUCCAUGAAACACAGGCAGAAAUGGGUUAUCCUGGUGCUUCUAAUUCAGGUGCAUCUUCAGCUACAAAGGAAUUGGAUGACUUGAUGGCAUCUCUCUCUGAUUUCAAGAUUAAUGCUAGUACCCAUCAGCACCAAACUGUGACAGACUCGCCUUACGCAAAGCCAAACAAGGCAACCAAGAGCUCACCAAGUCCACAGCCUACAGCAAAUCUCCAGACUCAGCAAUUGACUACAUCAGUGGUGCUCCCUACUGGUGGAAGUGGAAAACAGAACCAGUUGGAUUCCAUGCUUGGCAAUCUUCAGGCAGACAUGAGCCGUCAAGGUGUUAACACUACGCAGAAGGGCUGCUGUAAUGCUUGUGACAAGCCCAUUGUUGGGCAGGUGAUAACAGCAUUGGGAAAAACCUGGCAUCCAGAACAUUUCACAUGUACCCACUGCAACCAGGAGCUGGGUACCCGCAACUUUUUCGAGCGUGAUGGCCAUCCAUAUUGUGAGCCUGACUAUCACAACCUGUUUUCACCUCGUUGUGCGUACUGCAAUGGGCCUAUUCUUGAUAAAUGUGUAACUGCACUUGAAAAAACAUGGCACACUGAACAUUUUUUCUGUGCCCAAUGUGGGAAACAAUUUGGUGAAGAAGGAUUUCAUGAACGGGAUGGCAAACCGUACUGCAGGGAUGAUUAUUUUGAUAUGUUUGCACCGAAAUGUGGUGGCUGUAACAGGCCAAUUAUGGAGAAUUAUAUCUCUGCUUUGAACAGCCAAUGGCACGCUGAUUGCUUUGUCUGCAGGGAUUGUCGUCAGCCAUUCCAUGGAGGAUCAUUUUUUGAUCAUGAGGGUUUGCCAUAUUGUGAAACACAUUACCAUGCAAAGAGAGGGUCGCUUUGUGCUGGGUGCCAUAAACCAAUCACAGGCCGUUGCAUCACAGCCAUGUUCCGCAAAUUUCAUCCUGAACAUUUUGUGUGCGCCUUCUGCCUCAAACAGUUAAACAAGGGGACAUUCAAGGAACAAAACGAUAAACCAUAUUGCCAUGCUUGCUUUGACAAGUUGUUUGGGUGAGCAGAGACCCAUAUGCUGUACUGGGUUUGUGAUCUUGUAGGGUGUUACAUUUAUCUCUAGCCUGUAUUCUUUUAUGGGUAUCUCAUAGUUAUUAAUAAUGUAGGUCUGAAUAAACAUUUAUCAACAGGUGGCUGCUGAACAAAUCCAAGGCCAUUGAAGCAAUAAUAACAUGAUGGCUCCCCCCCCCCCUGCACACUUGACACACCAAAUGCUGCAGAAGCUUAAAAUUUGCUUUAUAUGUAUACAUGUAUGGGAAAUUCAUAUACCAUUGCAUCAUUAUGUUGAUUCAUGUAAUUAUAUGAACAGUUGUUCUUGAAGUUUGUGAUUUGGUUGAUUGCAUGUAGAGAGACAUAUUUCAUAUUGCACUUUACAAAACUUCAUUGUUUACUCCUGGAUAAAUAGAUAAUUUAUAAUAUUUUGGAGACUUCAGGUUUUCAUGGUAUUUAGUGAUAUACUUAUCUCCAUUUUUGAGUGAUGAUAUUGUUUUGUGGUAAGUAGGUUUGCCAUUCUUUCAGAGAAAUUAGUAGUAUUCAUCUUUAGUUCUUCUUAUAAUUAUACCUUGUAUUUAGUGUGUAAUUAACACAUUUGUCUUUGAUAACAACAGUAUUUAGUUUUGUAGUCACAGUUUACAUGUAUUUAAUUGUCAUCUUCAUCAUAUUCUUUUGUUUAAUAUUUGACAUCGUAUCCAUUUCUCUAUAUACUGAAUACUCAUAGUUGAGGCCAUUUACUUCAUCUGUACAUGGGUCUGAGGAUCCAGCACAAGACAAAGUGACUGGUGGCACUGUUGGCCGUAUUUAUAGUAAUGGGCUCUGAGAUAGUAGCUCAGUGAUGUAAGUAUAUGAACUAAAUCUGCUACCAGUCCCUCUACUUCACUCUGAUGAUGGGACUUAAAAUUUGUCCAAAAUGUUGGCAGACUGACCCAUUACAAUACAGUGUACAAGUGCCCAACCAAAAAUGGAAAAAAUAAGUAUUACAUCACGGUGUUUAACAUAGUUCAAGAUUUAAUUGUGUCUCAAGAUUUGUAUUAUGUCUCAGUAAUGUUUCUCUGUAUGAAUUAUUGUCAGCUGUUUGCCAGCAUAGCAGAAAGACCUUAUAUUGCAUUCCAUAUAUCUUGAUACAUUAUUCAAAUUGAGUGUUGUUAUUUAAAAUACACACUGUUAUCUGGAUGACUUUGAUAUAAUUUUUGUGCUCUGGUAGAACCUUUAACACAUUGAAUACUGGUACAUACUGACCUUAAUAAUAUCUUGGUUUUCAGUUCAGUCAGUGGGGAGUCAUCAUAGACAUAUUUGUUUUCAUAGACUCCACUGCUUACCCAGUGGAGUAUUAAUCUUAUGUGCAAGUGUCAUUGAGAUUCAUUUUGUUGAUAUGUGUUGGCAUAAUUUUUUAAUAUGGUGAUGUUUUCUUGAAGGAAAAUGUUUGUCAUGCAUUACUUUAAGUAGAAUUUAUUUUAGUAACGUAAAGUUCAUAUCAUGAUGUCCUUUCCGGGUUCCUGUAAAAGCAGUCAUUAGAUUGCAUGUGAACUUACGGAUACAUAGAAGGAAGACGUUUGGGUUAGAUGACCAUGCCAUCUCUCAGCAAGCAUUUUUUAUGGAUAUCAGUUUAUAAAAAGCAUGACCAACAUCAUUUUCUCACACAGAGACUUGUCAUUUACUAUUAGUACAGAUGGUUUUAAAACCUACGCUUCAUAAUCACUGAGAACCAUAAAAUGCACUAUGCUAAAACCAAUGCUUGUUAUAAUCACUGUAGGAACCACAUACAAGAAGUCAUUAAAUAUAUGGAAUAGACAUAUCAAUGA